GUCACCGCGCGGAGCGAGGUGUGGCUCGCCGCGGCUCACCCGCCGAGCAGUAGGAGGGGGCCGCCGCGCCCGCCCCGCCGCUCGCCGCCGUCUUGCAGCGUGCCCGCUCCACCCGCUCCGCAGUCCGACCCGGUCCAGAGGAAGGUCCAGAGGACUCUAGUCCAGGCCACCCCGGCGCGGCGGGGACAUUCAAACAGCGUGCCGACGACGACAGCCCAGUGAAGAGGACGAAAAAGUGAACCCCUUUGUGCAGUUGUCGGCCGUAGGUGCAGCGCGCUGCCGCGGGUGCAUCCACGCGUGCCAUGAGCCGUGCAGUGACGCCAUGAGAUGCGCUCCCGUGAUGCGGCGCCCAGCCCGCCGCCAGGCUCAUGGCCCAGUCGUUGAACCCAUAGCAGCUGCCAUGGAUCACGCCCAGCUACCGAGGCGGGCGGCGGGGCGAGCCGGGCGCGCGCUCCGAGUGGCUGCGCUGGUGGUGCUCGCCGCGCCGCUGCUGCUGCUGUGCGCGGCUCUGCCGAGGGCCGACGCCCUGAGCACGGUGUCCGCGCCUGUGGUGUCGCCGGGCUCCACGACGUCGCCCUCAAGCUCUGCAAACGGGUCAACCACAGCGACUCCAUCCACAGCCUCGACGCCUACUGCGGCAACGGCUGCGACUCCAACCACGCUCCCCCCUACCAGCUCAAGCGCAGAGAGCUCGAGUUCGGGGGCGAGCUCCAGCCCCGGUGCCAGCCCAGCCGACACCAACAAGGUGCCUGAGCAGCGUGCGGGGCCGCGGCCCCGGCCUUCCUCUGCCAGGGAGAGGCCGCACAUCGUCUUCAUCCUAGCUGACGACCUCGGGUGGAACGACGUCGGCUUUCACGGAUCCAAUCAGAUACCGACGCCCAACCUGGACGCGUUGGCCUACUCCGGCCUCAUCCUCAACAACUACUACGUGACGCCCAUCUGCACGCCGACCAGAGCGGCGCUCAUGACGGGGAAGUACCCCAUCCACACUGGCAUGCAGCACACGGUGCUGUUCGGGGCGGAGCCUCGCGGGCUGCCGCUGUCCGAGGUGCUCCUGCCGCAGUACCUGCACGCGCGCGGCUACGACUGCCGCAUCGUGGGCAAGUGGCACCUCGGCCACUACCGGCGCGAGUACACGCCCACGCACCGGGGGUUCCGCUCCCACCUGGGACCCUGGACCGGCCACCACGACUACUUCGACCACACCGCCGUGGAGAAGACGUACUGGGGCCUGGACAUGCGGCGGGACAUGCGGCCCGCCUGGGACCUGCACGGCCGCUACUCGACGGACGCGUUCACCGAGGAGGCGGAGCGCGUCAUCGGGGCGCACAACGCGUCCACGCCGCUCUUCCUGUACCUGGCGCACGUGGCGCCGCACUCGGGGAACCCCUACAACCCGCUGCCCGCGCACGACAAGGACGUCGCCAAGCACGACAUCAUCCCGGACUACAACCGCCGGCGCUACGCCGCGAUGGUGCACCGCGUGGACGAGUCGGUGGGUCGCGUGGUGGAGGCGCUGCGCAAGAAAAACAUGCUGCGCAACGCCGUCAUCGUCUUCAGCACGGACAACGGCGGCCCCGCCGAGGGCUUCAACCUGAACGCGGCGUCCAACUGGCCGCUGCGCGGCGUCAAGCACACCCUGUGGGAGGGCGGCGUGCGCGGCGCGGCGCUGCUGUGGUCGCCGCUGCUGGCGCGCCCGGCCAGGGUGGCCCGCCAGCUGAUGCACGUCACCGACUGGCUGCCCACCCUGUACCGCGCCGCGGGCGGGGAUCCGAGCGCGCUGCCCACCAUGGACGGCGUGGACUUGUGGGACGCCCUGUCCUUUGACCUCGACUCCAACAGGACGUCGGUGCUCCACAACAUCGACGACGUGUACGGCGUGGCCGCCAUCACCGUCAACCAGUGGAAGGUCGUCACAGGAGCCACCUACAACGGGACGUGGGACUCCUGGUACGGGCCCUCCGGGCGCGACGACCCCGUCCUUCGGCCGUACGACGUGUCGAGCGUCAUCGGCAGCCCGACGGGCAAGGCCGCCGCCUCCGUGGGCGUGCAUCUGACGCCGGACCAGGUCUGGAGUCUGCGCGAGUUGGCCGAGGUCAAGUGCGGGGCGGACAGCGACGGCGACCGCGCCGGCCCCUCGUGCAAGCCCCUCCUGGCGCCAUGCCUCUUCAACGUGGCCACGGACCCCUGCGAAAGGCGAAACCUCGCUGGCAGGUUCCCAGCCGUGCUCCAGCACGUCAAGCAAAUCCUUCACGACAUCAACGCUACCGCUGUGCCCCCGGGAAAUCUUCCAUGGGACCCCAAAGCGGACCCUCAGUUGUGGGACCACACGUGGACGAAUUUUGGCGAUUACGAAGAAAAUGCGAGAGCAGGUCUGUUUUGAGACGAUACUAAACGUGAGGUACAAGCCUCUACUCUUGACUGAUCCGUAGACAAAUGUGAUAUAAAGAAUAUAAGGAAAAACAUUUAAAAAUA
Frankliniella occidentalis (western flower thrips) is the source of this 2475-nucleotide messenger RNA. RefSeq names its product arylsulfatase I. The record is from RefSeq and is a predicted model, not a curated record. Lineage: Eukaryota; Metazoa; Arthropoda; Insecta; Thysanoptera; Thripidae. The transcript is spliced from 10 exons. Bases 323 to 2383 code for a protein of 686 amino acids.